CAUUUUUAUCAUGAAUUAACUCUAGUGCUUAUACAAGCUGUUUUCGUUUAUUUUACUGGUUGGUGUCAAUUAUUCAGGGUUAGAAACAUUGGUGUUUACUUGCAAUCAGCUUCUGAACCUGGACCCUCACGGAUUCACAAGGUUAAAGGCUGAAUACUGUGUUAUCCCCAAGGACAUAAUAUGAUUUCAACUAACCUCAUACACCAGUACCAAAUCAUAUAAGGCCUAUCGCAAUGGUUCUCUACAAGGGUUGGGCGUUAUCUUCUUGUGUUUAAGUUGUUAACUCUAUAAGUCUAUAGAAGAUUUUAUAGUCUAUAACUCUAUAUGACCGACCAUUCUGUUCUUGGUGGAACCUGUGCCAUUCCUGGUGCUUUUGGCUGUGGGAAAGCUUUUAUCAGUCAGGCACUUUCCAAAUACUCCAACUCCGAUGCUGUUGUGUAUGUUGGUUGUGGGGAGAGAGGAAAUGAAAUGGCUGAGGUUCUUAUGGACUUCCCACAAUUGACAAUGAUGUUGCCUGAUGAUCGUGAGGAAGCGGUCAUGAAACGUACUGCACUUGUUGCCAACACCUCUAGCAUACCUGUGGCUGCUCUUGAAGCCUCAAUCUACACAGGCUGAAAUGACAGUGGAUAUCAUGCCUAUAUAGCAGCACAUUUAGCAUUUUUCUGUGAACGUGCUGGUAAAGUAAAAUGUCUCGGUGGACCAGAAGGUUAUGGAAGUGUACAGUUUUCAGAUCAUGUGACUUCUGCAACCCCUAGUAUUGUGCAGGUAUUUUAGUUCAGUUUGUUGAAACUGCAAAAGUAAGUAUAUAUACAACUGUGUGGCUUCAACAACUCCUUUGUAAUGAUCUUCCAAUCAAUAAAAAGAUUUUUCGACGAAAGGAAAGAAAAAUGUUUAACUCAAAUUGAACCGGACACCGAAUGAAAAGAGUAGAAAACACCGAAAUUUCAAUCUCUGUAACGGUAGACGUUUUUUUUCCGAAUUGAAGCAACUGACGACAUAUUCAUUCGAAUUAUCUAACCGAAAAUGUCAUCAAUAGCAACCUACUCAACAUCUCAUUGACUAAUAAUGAUCCAAAACCAAUUAAGUAU
Molecule: messenger RNA, 1088 nt
Organism: Camelina sativa (false flax)
Lineage: Eukaryota; Viridiplantae; Streptophyta; Magnoliopsida; Brassicales; Brassicaceae
Product: V-type proton ATPase catalytic subunit A-like
Biological process (GO): ATP metabolic process; proton transmembrane transport
Cellular component (GO): plant-type vacuole
Molecular function (GO): ATP binding; proton-transporting ATPase activity, rotational mechanism
Source: RefSeq, a predicted model, not a curated record